CCGUCGUUCACCCAUGACCCGAAUUGCUGUUUUGUUUCGAUAAAUUCUAUAAAAAAAAAAUCAAAUUAAACUUCAUUUCAUAUAAAACCUAUUUUGAAUUGAAUUAAUCUUUCGCUUGGGGACAGUUAUUUGUAAUUUGAAAAGUUUUGUAAAUUUUAUUUUUAUGGAAAGCACUCCUACGACUUCUUGUUCUAAGGUUUCCUCAAUUGAAAAAUAAAACCUAUUUUGAAUUCCAAACAUUGGAAUUCCAUAUAGUAGAAUAGAAAAAAAAAUGAUAGUAAAAUAUCAUAAUAGACGAUCCUAAUUAAAUAUCAUAAUAGACGAUCCUAAUUAAAUAUCAUAAUAGACGUCAAAUAUCAAAAUAGACGAUCAUAAUCAAAAAAUGAUAGUAAAAUAUCAUAGUAUAAGAUGUGAAGGCAAAUCUACUAGUUUAUUGUUUUCUAUUAUAGAAAAAUAAUAGAAAAAAUUAUAGGAAAACAAGUUAAAAAAAAAAAAAUAAAGGAGAAUUUUAUGAUUAUAGGUUCUGAUUUCUUUUUUGAAGGUACUCAAUUCUGUUGUUGUAGUCGGACUGUAUUAUGGAUUUCUUACCACAUUUUCAAUAAGGUCCUCUUAUUUCUUUUUUGUGCGAACUAUGGUUAUGGAAAAAGAACCAAAUACAAAUAAGAAGGUAGCAGCAACCACUGGUUUUUUUAUGGGACAGCUCAUAAGAUUCGUAUCCAUCUAUUAUGCGCCCCUUUAUCUAGCUUUGGGUAGACCUCAUACAAUAACUGUCCUUGCUUUACCUUAUCUUUUGAUUCAGCUUUUCUUGAACACUGAAAAAAAAAUUUUUGCUUAUGGAUCUAAUAACCAAAAUUCAAUCCGUGAUCUAGAGAAUAUCUUUGUAUUCCUCAAUCAUCUUAUUUUUCAGUUGCUUAACAUUUGUAUUUUACCAAGUUCAACGUUAGCCCGAUUAGUAAGCAUUUAUCUGUUUCGCUGUAACAAUAAGAUGUUGUUUGUAAUAAGCAGUUUUUUUGCUUGGGGAAUUGGACAAAUUUU
This is a messenger RNA of Cuscuta epithymum, 1035 nucleotides long. NCBI's taxonomy places the organism in Eukaryota, Viridiplantae, Streptophyta, Magnoliopsida, Solanales, Convolvulaceae. The record is from the annotation of a GenBank genome assembly.